AUGUCAGUGAAGGACACCAGAGUUAAGAUUUUCUACAUGACUAGAAGUUUCAGACGACAACACCGGACCUGAACAGCUGAAGAGAUGAAGUUUACUCUGUUCGUGGCCCUUCUUGGGACGUACGGGGUUGUGGUGAGGGCACGCGGAGCCAACCCCAACAUGCGGGACUUUGGAAACUUCGGCGAACGGACAGAAGUUGAAUCUGACAACGAGGAACAAACCUGUGAGCACCAAACCAUGGAGAUAACUUGUGACGGCGGCAUCAUUGAAAUCGUCCGAGCCAGUUACGGCCGGUCAGACUGGACCACCUGUGCGGAAGGGCAACCGUGUCAUACCAUAGAGUGCGACGCUGACUCGAGUAUGGACAUCUUGCAGGAACAAUGUAACGGGAGGGAGUCCUGUUCGGUGGAUGCUUCCAACAGCGUAUUUGGAGAUCCUUGUUUCGGAACAUUCAAGUACCUGGACGUUGGAUGGAACUGUUUGGAAAGACUCGGUCCUCCGGACAACGUCUACAAGAAGUUCAUGCUGGUAUUUUUACAAAACUACGUGGCUAACCGUCCUGCCGAGCUCUUCAUCGCUCCAGCCGGGGAUGAACCAGCCACCUUCACGGUCAACGCUCCGUACGUGGACUUCACACAAACAAGUACGGUGCAAGCUAACAACAUCCUGAUGGUACAAGUUCCAGCAGGCGUCAAACUGCAGGAAGGGCCCAUUACCAACAGGGGAAUCGAGAUCGUAUCUGACGUCGAUAUUGUAGUGUACGGUGUUAACAAAGAAGACUACACCACGGAUGGCUUCCUCGGACUUCCUGAAGAUGUCUUGGGUACAUCCUACGUCGUGGCGUCAUGGCCGGGAACACGGAGCAUUCCCGCUGAGAUCGGUGUAGUUGCCGUGGAAGACAAUACCGAGGUCACAAUCGACCCAACAUCACCCGUGCGGUUUGAUGGUCGAUACAAAGGCGCUGCAAGCUUUACCUUUACGUUAAAUAGCAGGUUUGACGCAGCUCAGGUUACAGGUUACUGGGGUGAUUUGACUGGGACAACCGUCACCUCCGACAAGCCUGUAGCUGUGUUGAGCGGCCACAGGUGCGGCAAUGUCCCGGAAGGCGUUGGUUGGUGUGACCACCUUGUAGAAAUGAUUCCGGCAAAGUCCACGCUGGGCAGGACCUUCGUCACCAUGCCCAUCGCGGGGAGAACUGGCGGCGAUAUCGUCAGGAUCAUCGCGUCUGAAGACGGAACUGACAUCGACAUUGUUGGACGAAGCUCGGAAUCGUUAAAUGAAGGACGGUUUGUUGACAUCGAAACAUCUUCUACUGAAUACUUGAGCAUAACUGCUAAUAAUCCAAUCAUGGUGGUGCAGUACAACAAAGGUCAAGCUGCAGACUGGGUUCAGACCGACCCCUUCAUGAUGCUGAUUUCUCCCGUGGAGCAGUACGAUUCACGAUACACUUUUGCCACAGUCGACUCCCCGACCAACACGUACACCACUUACAUAGGUAUCGUCAUUAAGACCAGUGAGCGCGACGGUAUCAGACUGGAUGGUGCUGCGAUCAGCCCGACGUGGACGGAGAUUCCUGGCAGCGACUUCUCGGCAGCAGCGGUUCAAAUUAGCGCGGGAACCCACAACGCCCGACACACGAACCCGAUAGCUGUCUUCUCUUUGUACCUGUAUGGUCACACCCCGUAUGAAUCUUUUGCAUCCAUUGGAGGAAGUCGGCUGUAUCCCUAUGGGGACCCAUGUACGGAGACAGAAACUUCCUCUGGAGACGGAGUUGACAACGAUUGUGACCAGAGGGUGGACGAGGAGUUACGGAAUGGGGUGGAUGAUGACGGCGAUGGCCUGAUUGACGAGGACUUGGCCUCAGAAGAAGGAGAAGUUGACGAAUGUGCUGAGAACACGCAUGAGUGCGACGCGAACGCAGACUGUAUCAACACGCACGGUUCCUACAACUGCGAGUGUCGACCGGGGUACACUGGUGACGGCCGCACUUGCGAAGGAGCGGAGGGCGUGUGUAAGUGUAACGGUGGCACCCAUUGUUACACCUUUGAUAGCCGGAAGCACGACUACCAAGGGAUCUGCGAGUACAUCCUGUUUGAGACGGCUGGAUCCGGAGAUUUGCCAGCCCUCUCAGUCUAUAUCUCACUGGAAAAUAGAAAUGGGAGGACCCAUGUGUCGUAUGUGUGGAAAGUGUCCCUCCUCAUCUAUGGAGUAAGAAUUGACGUCCUACUGGCAAACAAAGCUGUGCUGUGGAAUGGCUGGCAAUUUAAUCUAGGCAGCACUCUUCCACAUGGUCUGACAGUGAGACAGUCUGGCCAACGCGUUGUUAUAAAGACUUCUUUUGGACUGCUGGUGGUAGUGUCUGGAAAAAGCGGUGUACAGUUGAGAGUCCCGGGCCCCUAUCGUGCUGGCACCAACGGAGGCAUCUGUGGGAACUGGAACGGCGAUGCGAAUGAUGACAAUCUGAAGCCUGACGGGAGUGCGGCAGCUAAUACAGCUGAGUACGGAGACAGUUGGGUCACAACAGCCCCUUGUGGCACGACGACAUCUCCAGUCGACCCGCUCAAUGGCUGUGACGUCCCGAGGAUGGAGGCUCUGUGUAACCUGAUCCGGGACGCCGUGGGCCCGUUUGCCGGUGGUCAUGGUGCGUUGGCACCGGGUGGCAUAUUUGACGACUGUGUGUACGACUGUUGCGCAACGGAUGGAAGCCCUGACGAGGUUUGUGAAGCGGCAGGCUUUUAUGUUGCUUUUGUCCAACACCUGGGAAGUGCCAUAUUGGCAUGGAGAACUGCGGAAUUCUGCCAGCCCAGUUGUCCCACCAACUCGCAUUAUGAGCUGUGCGGGACGGCAUGUCCGGCUACCUGCACCGACACGGGCGCACCGGACACUUGUGCUCAGCAUUGUGUGGAGGGAUGUGUCUGUGAUGAAGGUUACGUAAGGUCUGGCAGAAGAUGCGUGUCAGUAUUCGACUGUGGGUGCGUCCACAAUGGGUUCUACUAUAACGUGGGAUCUACCUGGUUCACGGAGAAUUGCAACGAGCGCUGUACCUGUAAUGGAAAGAAUGACCUGAGCUGCGAGGCUGUAAGCUGCCACGCCGAUGCCUUCUGUGGUGUACAGGAACAGAUCUAUGGCUGCCACUGCAACGAUGGCUUCAUCGGUGAUGGGAUUGAAUGCAGGCCUCCCGGACGUUGUCCUGCCGGCUGGACGGAGUACGGCCUGUCGUGUUUCCAGGUGGUGCAGACUCAGGUCACCUGUGAUGAGGCCGGGCCAUCAGCAGCCGCCAUGGAUGCACGCCUGGCCAUCAUACGGGAUGAGGAGAUGCACAAUUUUGUGGCUAAUCUGAUGAGUGCCGUCAGUACCAGUGAUACCUAUUACAUUGGUCUGAGUGACCAGGUUUUGGAGCUGGCUUUCUAUUGGUCAGACGGCUCGUACCUGAGGUCCUACAAUAGGUGGGGGCCCGGUUACCCUGGCGGCUGGGAUCGGAACAACAACUGUGUCUUCUACUACUACGCCAACGGUGCCUGGUGGUGGAGAGUAGGAGGAGGGUCCAUGUACUGCCUGGUCGAGCGCUACUUCUUCUGUCCAGAAGGCUGGCACCAGUGGGGCGGCAGCUGUUACUACGCCUUCUCCUUCUCCUACUCGUGGGACGCGACAUGGACGUUCCUCAACUCUGCCGAGGGUUAUUACUCCAGCCUCGCCAUGAUCAACAGCCAGGAGGAGAACGACUAUGUCUACAACAUGAUAGGGGACGGCUACCGAAUCGGUGCCUAUAGACGGAACGGCUACUGGUACUGGAGGUGGUGGUACCGCUGGUACCGGUAUUACUGGUGGUACUACAUCUACUGGUUCAACUGGCAGAAUGGAGAUCCCAACAAUGGUGGCGACUGUGCCGUGUUUAGUCCAGGAGGUUUCUGGGAAGAUGAUGACUGUUCCGGUGGGCGACCUUUCUGUGCUGAGAUGGAUAUCAAUGAGUGUAAUUCCAACCCAUGCGGUCCGAACUCUCGGUGCAUCAACCAUCCCAACGGCUACACGUGUGAGUGCAUCCCGGGCUGUAUGGGAGAAGGCUGCAGAGCAUCUGGAAACUGCUGGGUUGUGACCGGCUCUCACUACUUCCAGUUUGACGGGAGCAGGGUGGACUUCCUGGGCUCCUGUAGCUACGUCCUGGCCCGCUACACCGGCAGCUCCGGACAGCUCACCAGGUUCACGGUCACGUCAGGGAACGAGUACAGGGACGGGGCACCAGACGUGCCGUACCUGAGCUGGGUCUCCCUGACCGGGGGGGAGACCACCAUCACUCUGCGCAGAAACGGCGUGGCAGAGUUGAAUGGCCGACCAAGGAACACUCCAUUCUACGUUGGGCGCAUGAUGGCGGUGCGGCGGUCGGGAUACUUCGUCAGUAUCACCACCAGCUUCGGUUUACUUGUGGAGUACGACGGAGAUCGUGCUGUUCACAUUGAACUGAGCAGCGGUUACGGCAACGCCGUGGAAGGUAUGUGUGGGGACUUCAGUGGAGACUCUGACGGUGACUUGGAGAGACCAGACGGGACCGAUGCCGGUAGCGCGACGGUGUUCGGAGACAGCUGGCGCUCAGAUGGAUGUCCGGGUGGAACUCCUAGUGUGUACCCAUGGGACGGAUGUGAUACCAGUGGAUUCGUCAGCGGCUGCAGUAUAAUAUCUGACACCGCCGGGCCCUUCGGUCCGUACCUCCAAGCGCUGUUCGCCCAGACGGUUUAUGAAGCCUGCCUGUUGGACCAGUGUGUCUCGAGUGGUGACGAUGAUCAGAGGUGUUCCAACAUUCAGACCUUCGCCGCCAUGUGUUCCUCUGUGGGCUGGGUGGCUGUGGACUGGGCAGGUCCUGCGUCUUGUCCUCGUGACUGUCCUGCCAACAGCCAGUUCGUGACCUGCGCACCGAUAUGCCAGAGUACGUGUGCGGACACCGAGCCUCAGCAGUGCGGACGCUGCCGCGGAGCGUGCGUCUGUGACGAGGGCUUCGUACUGAGCGGGGACAGCUGUGUUCCCAAGAGCGAAUGUGGCUGUACAGAUGGAGACGGCUUUUACUACCCGAACAACGCAGUCUUCACGGGCACAGACUGCUUCACCACCGGGACCUGUACCAACGGAGAACUAACCUACGUGGACCUGUCCUGUCAUGACUACGCCUACUGCGACACCAAUGAUGAGGGCGUGUAUGGAUGUCACUGUGAGGCCGGCUACAUCGGAGAUGGAGUGACAAGUUGUACACUUGAUCCCGGAGACUGCCCAGAUGGAUUUGUGCCGUAUGCGUACUCCUGUUUCAGGGUCACCCCAGAUACGAUGACAUUUGACGACUGUGCCGCAUUGGCAGCAGCAGCCACCGAGAACGGCACUGGAAGAAUGGCACUCAUUUCGGACCAGGGCACCCAUGACUUCGUAUCAACCCUGGUAUCCAGUUCCAGUGCUAGCUGGAUCGGCCUUGACGACAGGAACGUUGAGGCCCUAUUCACCUGGAGUGAUGGGUCCUACCUGGGUGCCUUUAACCUGUGGGGAUCGGGUGCACCUGGAGAUAACGGGGACUGCGUGUCCUAUCCUGCCGGCGCCUCUACAUGGCAGGAUGGCGACUGCACCGCCACCGCAGCCUGCAUCAUCGAGAUACGAAACCCUUGUCCUUCUAGCUGGGUUGCCCGGAAGGGAUGGUGUUACAAGUACUUCAAAGGUGGUCAAAGCUACGAGGGUGCCAGACAGAAAUGCAUCGAAAACUACGGCUCCGCCAUGGCUGCAAUUAGGAGCUCGGCAGAAAAUGCGUUCGUGUUCAAUAGGGGCCACGGGUGGACGUCAAGUGAUGGGGAGUUCUCUGGAUAUGUAAAUGAAGAGGACGAAGAUGCUGAGGGUUGUCCUUAUCAGUACCGGAGCUCCGGUGGCCAACAACCCCAGACCGAGAUGGCAUGUGAACACAGUGAGCUGACUCUGACUUGCAGUAAUGGUUACGAACUGGUCAUUCAGUCUGCAAACUAUGGCCGCACAGAUGGAUCGACGUGCCCACACUCUGCAAUGUCAGACACCAACUGUGUGGAGCCUACAAGUCUAGACAUAGUGAGGGACGCCUGCCGGGAUAGGUCGACUUGCACCAUCUCAGCCAGCAACAGUGUUUUUGGUGACCCGUGUUACGGAACCUACAAGUACCUGACAGUAGGGUACUUCUGCAGGAGGCAGCCAGGUCUGUGGAAAAGGGAACCAUGUCAACGCUGGCUUCCGUACACAUGUAGACUUGAUGUUAAUGAAUGUGCGAGUGGUGAUAAUGAGUGUGACGUGAACGCCGUGUGCACCAACACUCCCGGCGGCUACACGUGUGCCUGUAAGAUAGGGUACACCGGCGAUGGGAUCAGCCCGGAAUACGGAGGACAAGGAUGUGUCCGACGUGGUCUGUGUACUGUCUGGGGGAAUGCACACGUCUACACAUUUGACGGCGCUCACUACACAUACAAUGGAAAAUGUUAUUACGACAUGGCAGUAUUCGAUCAGAGGGUGGACGGCCUGACGAGGUGGCGGGUGGAGGUUAGGCUGAAGUCUCGCACAAACAGCUUGUCAUCUUCAGUUGAGGAAGUUUUCAUCUACAUUGCCAACAAUGUGUACAAGUUGCUUCGUGAUGCUCCGGAAUACAGUCGUUGGCCAAAGUGUAUGAGAAACCGACUUUUCCAGCAUACACCAAACUACUUUGAUGGCAACUAUGAUUCAAGAAUCAGGAUUUACCAACGCGGGGGUAGCUUUCAGUUAUUAACAGACUUUGGGCUAGUUGUCACGUACAACAGGGACCACCGCCUGCAAAUUGUGAUUCCGGAGCCAUACAGGAAUGCUGGGGUGAUGGGGUUGUGUGGAAACUUCAACGGUGAUUCGACUGAUGAUCAAACGGGGAGGGACGGCACCGUGUCAGCUGAUGUGGUGAUAUUCGCAGACAGUUGGAAUUCUCGACCAACCAUCCAAUACUGCACUGAUCCAACACCGCCAACCAAUCCGCGGGAUGGGUGUAACACUGCACCGUUCGAGGCUUUGUGCGAGGUUCUGAGAGACACCACCGGUCCUCUGGCUGCUGGGCAUGCCUAUGUGGACCCUCAGGUAGCAUAUCAGAAUUGUUUGUAUGACUUGUGCGCUGAAGGAUCUGACUACGUCUGUAGCGUCUACCAAGCCUAUGUGGAGGACUGUGCAGCGUUUGGAGCAAGCUUUGGUGACUGGAGAACUCCCACCAGCUGCCCAUAUACCUGCCCAGAGAACAGUCACUACUCCCUGUCCACCAGUCCGUGCAGGGCCACCUGUGCUGAGCCUGACGCCCCGGCGUCCUGUGGAGUUCCUAACGCAGAAGGCUGUGAGUGUGAUGACGGGUACAUCUGGUCAGGGGACGUGUGCGUGCGCAACCCGGCCGACUGUGGCUGUCUGUUUGAUGGAACCUACCUUCAGCUCGGCGAAUACCGGGUGAUAGGAGAAUGCGAGAUCCUCUGUCACUGCUCAGCACCCAAUACUCACACCUGUGAAGUUCAUGGGUGUGGCGAGAAUGGGUUCUGUAGGACAAGUGCAGGCCGCACAGGGUGUGAAUGCCUCCCAGGCUUCGUAGACAACAGCGAACGCCAAGAUGGCACCCUGUGCGAUUGGAACGUUUGUGAACGUGGCUGGAAGUACCAUGGCCAGUCCUGCUACAACAUCCCGAAAGCACGCCGCAACAAUCGCAAGGCCGAACAGCACUGUAAGGCAUUACAUCCACGGGCCAUUCUUGCCAGAGUGCUGGACCAGGAGACACAUGAGUUCCUCCUAACGAUGAUCCAGCAAACUGGGAAACCAAGGCUCGGUUUCCGCAUUGCCGGGAAUGAAGAAAUUGUACCUAACAUAUACCGGCGGUCCGACUAUGCACCAUUAGUGGAUUUCCAAUUUUUCGUAGAAGGUCAACCAGAGAGUGCUGUUUUCUUCAAAAGGUGCCUCGCCUACGCACCUGCCAGUUCAGCCAACAGUGGCAAGGUGGAGGCUGUGGGCUGCAACGGCGCAGCGGCGUUUAUAUGUGAAAUACCACAAGCAUGCCCGGAACAGUAUGAACCGUUGGAGCGGGUGGAGGGUGAACCAUGGUUCUGCCACAGGAUAAACUGUACUGACGAUGGCGAUUGUGACGAAACAGCAGUUGAUAUUGAUGAAUGCGCAAUCGGAGAGCAUGAUUGUCAUCCCGAAGCCUUCUGUCUGAACAACAAUGGGAGUUAUACCUGUGUGUGUAUGCCUGGUCGAGUGGGUAAUGGCACACACUGUCAACAGGCUGGUCUGUGCCAGAUAUCAGGGGAUCCAAAUUUCGUGGGUUUGGACGGACAGUCUUUUAGUUUCCAGGGAGACUGUAAAUACACCAUGGUCACCUAUUCUGCGGGAGCCAGAUCGUUUGUGGUGGAGGUGUCUUUUGAGCACCGUGAGCACGAAACCUCGGCAUAUGUCAACUACGUCUCUGUGACGUUUGACGGACAUAAGGUGGAAAUUUUCCGCGGACGGCAACUUAUUGUUGAUGGCAUUCGCCGCAACAUACCAGCAAAACCAAGUCGAAAUACGAAUCUCGAGAUAUCCUUCUUUGGCAACUACGUCAUAGUGGAAACACGUCUUGGUCUCAGGGUGAUCUACGAUGGAUGGCAGCUGGUACAGGUGACCCUACCGUCUACCGACUACCUGGGCGCAGUAGGCGGUCUCUGUGGGAACUUUAACGGGGACCCGGAUGACGACCUUGAGAUGCCAGACGGCAAUCAGGCCGCAACAGUCAACGAUUUUGUUAACAGUUGGCUGACAGCAGACCAAGAUCCGGCCAGCUGUGUUCCUCCUGACGUGGACCCACUGGACGGCUGCGAUACGGAUGCGGCAGGAAACCGCUGUGCUCUCUUGCUAGAUGAGGAUGGACCGUUUGCCAAUGGUUUUGACACAAUCGACAACUUGCCUUUUUACGAAGCCUGUGUCCGUGACCUCUGUGUGUACUCGGAUGUGCCAGACGACACCGUCCUGUGCUUUGAGUUUGCAGCCUACGCCGCUAUAUUAAGUGAGGCCCAGGUCGUUUUGCCACCGUGGAGAAGCGAGACUCUGUGUCCCUUGAUGUGUGGAGAGAAUGAACAUUACGAUCCCCAGGCCAGCCCGUGUACACGGACGUGUGCGGAGCCAGACCCGGGACACUGCAUAUUCCCACCCCGCCCCAGAUGUGUGUGCAAUGAAGGUUACCUGCGGAGUGGUUUAGAGUGUGUCCCAGUUGACCAGUGUGGAUGUUGGGAUGCAGGCUUCUAUUACAAACUUGAGGAAGUAUUUUACGAAGACAACUGCCGGCGUUGCGGAUGUGGGAAACGUCCCGAUGGCACCCCUGUGAUUGGUUGCAGGGCAACGACCUGCCACCCUCAAGCCACCUGUACUAUAAAAGACGGACGACAGGGAUGUCACUGUAACGACGGCCUGUUUGGAGAUGGAAUCGACGCCUGUGCCUCUGAACCGCCGCGGUGCGACCCUGGCUUCCAUCUGGUGGACGGACGGUGCUGCCGUAUCGUGGAGCUUGGGUGGACGUACAGCGAAGCCCAGGGAGAGUGCAGAGCUAUCAACGGCCGUUUGGUUGUGGUCAACACGGAAAUUCUUCACACUCUUGUAGUGGCACUAAAGAACAAGCUUAGCCCAACCUCCAAUUAUUGGAUAGGCUACGACGACAUUGAAACGGAAGGUGUGUUCGUGGGAUCUGACGGUUUAGUGCUGGGGUCGUGGAACAAAUGGUCCGGUACCUCUCCACAUGCGGACGGGCCAGACUGUGUCCUGUACCUGUCAGACCAGGACCACGCCUUCCCCAACAUGUGGUCUGACAGGGACUGUGAGUCUCGUCACGGCUACAUCUGUGAAAGAGACGUUGAUGAGUGCAGCAAUCCAGACUGGAAUAACUGCCAUGCGAAUGCGAGAUGUCUCAACACAUUCGGGUCCUUCGAGUGUGAGUGCAACACGGGCUUCAUUGGCGACGGCGUUAACCAGUGCUCGGGCUCCUCAACAUGCCGGGUCUUCGGAAGUGGGCCACACUUCUUCUCGCAUGACCGUCUGCACACAGUCUACCGUGGUGGGUGUGACAUCAUCGUCAGUCGCUACACGGGCAGUGCUUUCGAACAAUUUGAGAUUGUAGUGAGCAACAAACGUGGCGGUGAAGGAAAUUCCAGGACUUAUCGGGUCUCCUCGGUCAAAGUUGUAGUCUACGGAAUUACGAUACAGCUUUUUGAUGACCGAGUUGUCUGGGUCAACGGGAUCAGAGUUUGGGCUGGCUGCACACCCUACCUCCACGAGGACAUCUACAUUUACUCGCGAGCUACUGCCCUAGUUAUCAGGACCAGUUUCAUGCGGAUCAUUCUUGAUAGCAGAAAUAAGCUGGACAUCACACUGUCCGAUAUAUACGCCGGGGUAAUAGAGGGCAUGUGCGGAGAUCUGGACGGUGAUCCAACAAACGACAACCUGACACCAGACGGGACAGCCGCCGCGGGUGACAAUGAACUGGCAAUGAGUUGGGCGGUGGAAACGAUCACGUGUUCUGCAGCAGAUGACCCAGAUCCAGAGUGUGAAAGCGAAGAUGAGCGCACUAACGCUAUGAGAAUAGCGGUUGCUCUAAAUCAGGAGGUGGCAGGGAGCCCAUUCCAAGAUUGCUUUGCAGUGGUAAACCCUGCCAAGUACUUCCUUGUUGCCAUAACGGAUCUCUGUAAUCAUGACCUGGAACUUUCUUACUUCUGUGACGUCGCAGCGGCCUAUGCACGUGCCUGCUACCGCAGAGGUGUUCAACUUCCGGUCUGGCGCGUUCCCACGGAUUGUCCGUUACCAUGCAUGGCGAACGCCCACUAUGAGUCCUGCACGACAGCGUGCCCGGCGACCUGCCGGGAUAGGAACGCCCCUAACACCUGCGAGGUGCAGCAGUGCGUGGAGGGCUGUGUGUGUGACGAUGGCUUCGUCCUCGGAGGAAACAAGUGCACCUUGGAGGCCGACUGUGGCUGCACUGUGGAUGGAUUCUGGUACCCGCUUGGUUAUACGUGGUUUAAACCUGGCUGUACAAAGAAAUGUACCUGCACGGCUUACAAUGACUGGACCUGUGAGGACUACACCUGUGAAGGGCACAUGUAUGAGUGUAACAUUGUGGACGCGGUAUUAGGCUGCCACUGCAAGGCUGGGUUCGUGUUCAAUGAGGACACCCAGGAGUGUGAAGUUCCGCCCUGCCCUGACGGAUGGAUCACGUACGAGGGCUCCUGUUACAAUCUCUUCAACGUGCUGAGGACCUGGUGGGAGGCCCGGGCCAAAUGUAUCCAGUGGGGAGCAACUCUGGUCACAAUCAAACGCCCAGACGAGGCAAUGUUCAUCAACCUGCUCUGGAAGGGAUGGAGGAGGAAAUUCUGGGUCGGAUUAUAUGAUGAAGACGAUGGAGAGGUGGGGAAUUUCCGGUGGGUUGAUGGAGCGGAGAUCCAGUGGAGGAACUGGUACAGAAACGAACCGGAGUUUACACAGACCGACGCAGACGGUAACACCCAGCGUUGUGGAGUAAUCAUGCCAGAUAAUCGUACGUCUGAUGGGUUAUUAGCAUGGAGGACGGACUUCUGUGUAGAGUUGAAGCCAUACAUCUGUGAAAGAGACCUUGAUGUGGAUGAAUGUGCAAAUGGCGUGGCAGUAUGUGAUAAGAACGCCUACUGUGUGAACACACCGGGAUCCUACAGAUGUAUCUGCAACAAUGGAUUCACCUGGGACGAGACCUUCCAGAUAUGCCAGAAAUAUGGACGUUGCCAUGGCAAUGGGGAUCCUCAUUACCAUACGUUUGACGGCAAGACGAUCGACUUCAUGGGUGUCUGUACGUACACCCUGUCCGAGGUCAUUGAGGACAGUGGUGUCACCCCGUUCAUCAUCAGGGCCAAACAAGGCCGAAGGGACGGGAACACGGCAGUUUCCUUCAUCGAUACACUGACCAUACAAAUCUACAGCGACGAGAUUAUCUUCCAACGAAGAGGCGGAGUCUACGUGAACGGGCCACCAGUGACUGUACCGGUAACACUGAGCUCAGGGGUACAAAUCUUUAGGCAAGGUCUCCACCUCACCAUGUCAACCCCCUUCGGACUUCAAGCUGGAUACGACGGAAAAGACAAUGCAUUCAUUGUCCUCCCUGCACCGUAUAUGGGCAAGGUCAGGGGUAUAUGUGGCAAUUUCAACCUUAACAAGCUUGAUGACUGUACAAAGGCAGAUGGUACGGUUGCUACGAGUCAUAGUGAGCUGGGAGACAGUUUUCUGGUUGGCCAGUCAGACAGCUGUGUGACGGAUGUAGACGACCCCCGAGCCAACUGUGACAUGCCCUUGAUGACGUACCUGUGUUCAGCACUGACGAAUACAUCCGGGGCCUUUGCGCCCUGCCAUGACAUCGUGGACCCCCAGCCCUUCUUUGAAAACUGCGUGUAUGACCUGUGCGCCUACGAUGGGGACACCAAAUGGCUGUGUAAUACUGCCAAAGCGUACGCGGAUGCGUGCCUGGACGCUGGAGUAGCGAUCUGUGACUGGCGCAGUCAUUCCUUCUGUAGAAAGAAGUGCACAGAGAAUGCACACUACACAGGCUGUGGCGGGGGCUGCCCGGCCACGUGUUCUGACCCGUCUGCCCCAGAAACCUGCGGCAUAGUUGCAGAAGGCUGCGUCUGUGACGAGGGGUACUACUUCAGUGACAACAUCUGUGUUCCGCUGGAGCAGUGUGGCUGCACGGAUUCAAGCGGCUAUCACCAAGUUGGUACGAGGUGGGUGGUUGGUGCGUGUUCACAAGGCUGUAGCUGUGACACGCCCAACUCACCUCCCACCUGUGUGGACUGGGACGGAUGUGCAGAUGUGGGAGGGGUAUGUAGGCUCCAGGCAGAUGGAAUACCGGGCUGCCAAUGCAUUCCUCCUUACACCGGCGACGGAGUAACUUGCAAUCCACCACCAUGUGACGAGUAUUGGACUCUGUACAAUGACAACUGCUACCGGUACAACACCCAUCGUUAUGACUACAACCAGGCUAAGCAAAUCUGUAGUGACUGGGGAGGUCUCCUGUGUAUGCCCAAGAGUCAGGCUGACCAAGACUUCCUCAUGGACCUUGUCAGGGACACUGUGGACCAAACAGCAUACAUUGGAGUGACUGAUAUAGACACCGAGAAUGUGUGGAUGUACGAAGACGGGACUCAAGUGGGAGCAUUUACGUAUUGGACUCCGGAUCCGGAAAAGUAUAACACUGACAGGAAGGACUGUACAACUCUGCGUAAGGCCCAUAACUACCACUGGUUCUCUGACAAUGUGGCACGUUCACCUGCCCUCCAGUACCCCGCUGUGCCGGGGACGUCACCAAGGAUGCAUGUCGCUGCUGUGACGUGUGUGCUAAAUAGUUGGGACAGGUGUGGCUCGGCGUGCCCGACAACGUGUGACAGUCUCGGGACGAACGUCAUCUGUCCGGCGGUCUGUGUCCCCGGCUGCGCCUGUGAUGGUGGGAACGUGCUGAACAACGGCAGCUGUAUCCCGGAGGAACAAUGUAGGCGGACAGAAUGUCCUCCACAUAGCACCUGGGACAACUGUGGCUCGGCGUGCCCGACAACGUGUGACAGUCUCGGUACGAACGUCAUCUGUCCGGAGGUCUGUGUCAUGGGGUGUACAUGUGAUGACGGGUACGUGCUGAACAACGGCAGAUGUAUCCCGGAGGAACAAUGUGGGCGGACAGAAUGUCCUCCACAUAGUACCUGGGACGACUGUGGCUUGGCGUGUCUGACUACAUGUGAUAAUCUCGGCACGGACAUCCUCUGCCCGAGGAUCUGCAUCGCCGGCUGCGCCUGUGAUGGCGGGUACGUGCUGAACAACGGCAGCUGUAUCCAGGAGGAACAAUGCCCCAGCGACGGCUGUAACUAUGAGGGCAAUCAUUAUAAUGAUGGAGACGAGUGGGCCGUACGGGAGUCUCCAGGUUUAGUCUGCCAGUGUGAUGGCACGGAGGUGGUCUGCUAUGUUGUUGACUGCGCUCCUGGCUACAACCACGUCAUCGGUAGGAACGGACUGUGGACCUGCCAGCGUCAAACCCAAUGCCCGGCGGGAUAUCGCUAUGUCGUCCGGAGCAGACGCUGCUACAGGCUGGUGGACACCGGGGCCAGCUACCAGGACGCAGAGCGGCAGUGUUUCCAGGACGGCGCUCGGCUGGCCACUGUCAAGGCGAAACAGGCCUACAAGCACCUGAAGAGCGCGGCUCGUCAAGCUCGGUCUGACGUGUGGAUCGGACUGAGUGACAGGGUGACCGAGGGGACGUUGACCUGGAGCGACGGUGACCCCUACAGGAAGAGCAAGCGCAACAACUUCUGGGCCAAGCGAGCAUUGCGGCAGAACAACGCGGAAAGGGACUGUGUCUACAUGAGCGCAAGUAGGAGGGAUAACUACCGCUGGCGCCUUGGCAACUGUGACGAUGAGCGUCUGUUUGUCUGCGAGUUUGUGCUGGGUUAAAGAGAUCCAGACCUGUAGAUAGAUAUGUAGGUAGAGACGUAGCACAGAAAUGUAACACUUGUUUCUUCUAUACUUAUACCCAAGUUAUCUUAGUGCAUUUGGCCCAUGUAGGGCGUGAAUAUGCAAUUAAGUUCAUUGUCAUUGUUAAAAGUGCUGUAGUGCUUCUUUGGUCGACAUCACUUCCAUUGGCAGUAAUCUUGAGUUAGGCUAUAUAGCUAUGCCAUGUAAACUCGUCAUGUGCAUUUGCUUCGAUCCAGCAGUCCAUGUAACGUUACCAUACACAAUGUUAUAUUCACCACUAUCUUCAGUUAUGUGCAUUGGAUUACUGUAGCUGUCUUGUGAAUUUGUUUGGCGAAUGUGACUUUAUACUAGCAUAUCAUGCAUAUUGUCAAGACGUCGACAUUUAAAACAGUUAAGUUGAUAUAGUAUGAAAAACGUCGGUGAUAGAGUCUCUUUAUGCCUACAACUUUGUUACAUCAGUAAAAGCUUGUACGACGAUGAAGUUCUACAUCAACCGUUAUGCCUUUUUGUCUUAUAUGCUAUUGAUCUUUGCCCAAUGAUCGGGACUUUCUUCACAUAUGUAUUACGAAGGCAAACAAGACUUUGUAUCUUGAAAUAAUCACUUGGAAUUUUAGAGUUGUAUUAGUUGUAAUUUUCUUAUUGACAAUAUGCGGUGACUUUAUCAAUACACGGCUUGCACAAACCG
Molecule: messenger RNA, 15163 nt
Organism: Branchiostoma belcheri (Belcher's lancelet)
Lineage: Eukaryota; Metazoa; Chordata; Leptocardii; Amphioxiformes; Branchiostomatidae
Product: IgGFc-binding protein-like
Exons: 94
Cellular component (GO): extracellular matrix
Molecular function (GO): carbohydrate binding; calcium ion binding
Source: RefSeq, a predicted model, not a curated record